AAGUGACUUCAUUUUUUAUAAAACAAUAUAUUGUUAAUUGAAGAUGUCAUAUUACCCGUUUUGCGAUGCUUGCACGCUAUUGUUAACAUGUGUGUAACUGUAUAGAAACUCUCCCUUAAUUUAUAUUGCUUAAAUAAAGAAAACAGCUGUUUGCUAUAACUUUACCUGAUUUAUUUUAUUGUACUUAACGUUUUACUAAACAAUAAAACAAAAUUUCGUAAAUUUGUGGAAAAAAUGUUUGAAGUAGAACAGAUAAUUGCUGAUCACAAAGAUGUUAUACAUGAUGUGGUAUUUGAUUAUUAUGGACGUCGCAUGGCUACUUGUUCCAGUGAUCAAACAGUAAAGGUUUGGGAUGAAAACGAUCAAGGAAAGUGGUCUGUAACAUCAAGUUGGAAGGCGCACUCUGGGUCAAUAUGGCGAGUAUCGUGGGCUCAUCCGGAGUUUGGGCAGGUAUUGGCUACAUGCUCAUUUGAUCGGACUGCUUCCGUCUGGGAAGAAGUACUGGGUGAGAAGGUAGCGGCGACUAUGACUCCAACGAGACGUUGGGUCCGACGAACCACUUUGGUAGAUUCACGGACGAGUGUAACUGACGUAGAAUUUGCACCAAAGUAUUUAGGUCUAGUGUUGGCCACUGCGUCUGCUGAUGGUAUUAUACGUAUUUAUGAAGCCCCAGAUAUAAUGAAUUUAAGCCAAUGGCCGGUACAGCACGAAAUUGCUAAUAAAUUUCCUCUAAGUUGUCUGUCAUGGAAUACUUCAACUUACAAAUUGUCUUCCCAAUUAUUAGCGGCUGGUAGCGAUGAUAUGGCCACAAUUACGGGUAAAGUUUUUAUAUUUGCUUACAGUGAGAAUGCACGCAAAUGUGUUAAGGUCGAUACCAUCAAUGACAUCACAGAUCCUGUUACUGAUUUAUCUUUUGCCCCAAAUGCUGGACGUACUUUUCACAUAUUAGCUGUUGCUAGUAAGGAUUUAUAUAUCGUUAAUAUCAAGGGGACAACCUUAAGUCACGUCGACUGCGGAAAUCAGCUAAUUCAAUGUAUGAGGACGCCCAGGCUUUCCCAAAAACUCAUAAUUAUCGCCCUUUUCCUACUUCAAUUUAUCAAAAUAAUAUAAAAGUUUACUAGAUGAAAUUUUGCGGUCUUAUUCAUGAUUUCAAUGGACGGGCAACAGGUACCUAAUCAUAAAUAUAUACCUUAUAUGUUUCUGUGCAAAUACGAUAUUCUGGUCACAAAGUAAUAUAUCCUUUUUUGUUUGCUUAACAUAUGCAUGAAAGAUUUUCAGGCAAUGUUUAUGCAACCGGUAACAAGGAAUAGUGUUAAACGGCGUUGAACGUUAACUCACUGAACUGUAUCGUUAACCCAGCAGCCGUAAGUUUAUUUCUGGUCCUUGAAACUCAUUAUAAUUAAUAAGCACGAGAAAUGCUGUAUCUACGUGUGCAAAAAUGUCCGCACAUUUCGGUUUUGGUGGUUACUCGCUAUUCAUUUGUAGCAAUAGCGGUCAGCAAUGCAUUGGUGCAUUAUUUUUUGUUUUACAUAAUAUGCCUUCCAGAGAAAAAAAUUUACAUAAACAGAAGUUUAAAACGCGGAAAAUACAGCUGGUGGGAUAAUUAAAACAAAUUAGAUGACUGAUAAGUAUAAGAGAGCUGCUGCGCUGCGCUCUUGCUAAUGAGCGCCGGAAGAAAGCUUAGUUAAAAAAGGUCUAAUUUUAUUUAUAAUUGCGAACGUGUUUUUAUUAGAAACAUGAUUUUCAAUUUAGUUGUUUCGCAACUUUUUAAAGCUUUCAACAUUUUACGUACCUGUUACCGAAAAAAAAUGGUAUUUUGACGUUGUGAGAGUCAGAGAUUCGAAAUACGUGGAUUUCCUUGUCGGUGUCUACGUCUAGCCUGACGUAAAGUCCAUGAAUGAAAUAUGGAAAUACAAUUACGUUGAAAUUCCAUCUACAACUGUGCAGUUGGGAAACAAAGUUUUUAUGUGUGUAUUGUAUCUCUAUCAAAAUUAUUUCAAAUUUCUGUAAUGCCAAGAUUAAAUUUUUAUGCUUAACUUAAACCCCAGUAAUCCCCCUUCUUAAUAAUGCUUUAAUAAACUUAGAACAAUAUUCUCAUACAUUUAAAGUUUGAAAACUUUUAAUAAAAAUAAAAUGAAAUUUUAUGACAAACAUUUUUUGGAGAAAUUCUAUACGUAUUUACAUUGAAGACAGGCCGUGAUAAGUUUUGGUAUCAUAUUUUAUGUACCUUGUGGGCAAACUAAUUCUUGUUAUACCGUACGCCAAUUGCGGUACAGGGUGUAUUAGGUCGUAAGUGGACGUAUGUAACACGCAGAAGUGUUGAAGAAAGAUCAAUCUUUUAUUAUACAGUUCGAUUCAGAAUCGUUCAGA
Molecule: messenger RNA, 2370 nt
Organism: Glossina fuscipes
Lineage: Eukaryota; Metazoa; Arthropoda; Insecta; Diptera; Glossinidae
Gene: Nup44A
Product: nucleoporin seh1
Exons: 4
Coding region: 235-1110 (291 amino acids)
Biological process (GO): cellular response to amino acid starvation; positive regulation of TORC1 signaling
Cellular component (GO): Seh1-associated complex; nuclear pore outer ring
Molecular function (GO): structural molecule activity; protein binding
Source: RefSeq, a predicted model, not a curated record